This is a messenger RNA of Sparassis crispa, 1452 nucleotides long. RefSeq lists its product as hypothetical. The record is from RefSeq and is a predicted model, not a curated record. Bases 1 to 1452 code for a protein of 483 amino acids. The transcript is spliced from 5 exons. Lineage: Eukaryota; Fungi; Basidiomycota; Agaricomycetes; Polyporales; Sparassidaceae.
AUGAACCCCCCUCUUCAGUGGAACUUUGCUCACCUGAAUCUGCCUGCAGGUGGCCCUGCAGCUUUGCCGAAUAUCCCUCUCCAGCCCAACCCAGCACCACACAUACAGGCCUUAAACCCGGUUGCAUUCUUCCAGCAGUACCAGCAAUUUGUUCAUGACUUCACUGUGAAUACCCCUGGCGCUGUACCCCCUACACUAGAUCAGUUCCGCCAGUACUUCGAGAUGAUAGGACACUUACCGCCGCCACCGCCUCUUCCUCUCGGUCCCGCGCAGAUCCAACCAAAUUUAGAGCUCGCAGCGGCAGUGGAAGAGGUGAGAAACGAGAUAGCAGUGCUGAAACGAGACCUGGAAAACAGUGCAGUGGUCGGAGAUGCUGCAGGACAUGAGGCUGACGAUGAGGGCACCCUGCCAUUGAGAAAGCGGCUGAAGAAGACGAAGAAGGAUGAAAAACAGAUUCUUAGCAAGCCCAAAGAUGAAUUACGAGAGGAGCAACUCGCCGUACGGGAGGAACUUAUGCACCUCAUCAAUCGUGCUUUAAGAGACCUUACCGGACUGAAGCGCAACCCAUUCCCACUAAACAAGGACAAUGAAACCGAUGAGUCCUCGGCUUCCGAUGGAGAUGACGACAAUGGCGUGCCGCGGAUGGAUAUAAACCUCACAGCGGAUAUUCGACACCACCUGAAUGAAAAGGUCAUAGAUCGUGCCGUAGAUAUGGUGUAUACAGCGCAAACGAACCGAAAUACCUGCACGUUGAGCAACCCCGAUGUUAAGUUCACGCGCAAUGAUCUGAUCGUCUUUGCCAAGAACAAGUUCCGCAGCUGGCGAAAGGCAUACCUUGUGCAACAGGAUGAAGAAAAGAAAGCUCGCGCGCUCAAGCAGCAAGCAGGGAAUAAGCGUCACCGUCGUCAGAAGCAGCUAAAGAAAUUGAGGGCGGGGGUAAGGGACAAGUACAAGAAGAAGCACGGAGUUGAUCCCGGAGCCUUUCUUGUCACCGACUGGAUGAGUGAACAGGUUAGCGACUGGAGCGAUGAUGAUGAAGAGAAAGCCGAACGCCGCAAUGAGCUCGCUCAGCGUGCAAAUCUUACGCCUGAUGAAAUUGCGGGUGAAUUCAAAGUUCUGGAAAGGCGUCAGUUUACAGGGCAUUCACAGAAGCUCUGCACUGUCUACAAGGAACUGGAUCAACUUGUCCAGAUAACGUGCAACAAAAUGAAGAACCCACCAGUCGAGAAAUACAAACGAAUCAAUCUAGGCUGGGCUCUAAACUCUGCUCCCACCACACGUGUGUACUCUUGCAUGCUCAGUAGGACCUGGGUGAGAGCGCAUGCAGAGGAAGCAAAGGAGGUAGAAGUCUUCAAUGACAACCCUACUGACUUUGAAGAUAACGAGACCGCGGAGGAGUCUGACGGAGAGCGGUUGCAUCAAGAGCCUCCAGCAGAGAACAACGAAGACUAG